Molecule: messenger RNA, 3404 nt
Organism: Cucumis melo (muskmelon)
Lineage: Eukaryota; Viridiplantae; Streptophyta; Magnoliopsida; Cucurbitales; Cucurbitaceae
Product: probable glutathione S-transferase
Exons: 2
Coding region: 224-886 (220 amino acids)
Biological process (GO): glutathione metabolic process
Cellular component (GO): cytoplasm
Molecular function (GO): glutathione transferase activity
Source: RefSeq, a predicted model, not a curated record
UUUUUACUUUCUAUAAUUUGACUUUAGAAAAGAAAAAGAAAAAGAAAUGAGAAUAGAAAACAUUAUCGAUUAUUUCAAUGGCAAAAAAGUCAAGGUUAGAAAGAGUAAAUUAAAUGAAUUGGUUGGAAAAGUCAAAGUCAACACAAGGAUGAAGAAGAAAAAACACCUAAAUAAAUGAGGAACAAGAAGGCCGAACAAGAAAGCUCCUCCAUUAUCGACAAUAAUGGAUGAAGUGAAGCUACAUGGGCAUUGGUCGAGUCCUUUCGUUUAUAGAGUUAUAUGGGCUUUGAGAAUCAAAGCUAUUUCCUACCAAUAUGUUGAAGAAGAUAUCCACAACAAAAGUCCUUUGCUUCUUCACUACAAUCCUAUCUACAAGAAGGUUCCUGUUUUCGUUCAUGGCGGAAGAUCUAUCUGUGAGUCUACUGUUAUCCUUGAAUACAUCGAUGAGACAUGGCCACAAAACCCUUUACUUCCUGUCGAUCCACUCGAUCGAGCUACCGCACGAUUUUGGAUUCAAGUCGUUGAGGAUAUGGGACUAAGCACAUGGAGAAUGUUUUGUUCGAGUGGAGAGGAACGAGAAAAGGAGAAGCGAAAGAGCUUGGAGAUGCUGCAAAUUGUAGAAGAGAAAGCUAUUGAUGACAGAAAAUUCUUUGGUGGAGAGAAGAUCGGGAUGGUAGAUUUGGUGUAUGGAGUAUUUGGAUAUUGGUUAGGAGUGAUUGAAGAUCUAAUUGGCCAGAAAUUGAUCGAAACACCUUCCUUUCCUCGACUGCAUGCUCGAAUAAAAAAUUUCUUGGAAGAUCCAAUAAUUCGAGAGAAUUGUCCUGAUCGAGAUAAGAUGGUCGUCUCUUUUAAAGCCAUAAGAGAGCGACUUCUUCGAUCAAGAUAAUGUUUUUACUUUUGAACCGUCGUAGAAUGUAAUUUGAACUUCUACCAGUGAAUUUUCACCAGAAGCUAAGUACUCUAUUUGUCUUUAAAUUUGUUCCGUUUUAUUCUAUAUAUUUUCAUAUAUCCCAUUGAAAUCUCGAUUUAAUCUUUGACUUAUCAAAUCUCAAAUUUCAAUAACCGACUAAAAUCCUUACUAAGGAAAGCAAAACUUCGUAGUAAGAUCCCCUCACCGAAACAAGAAAGAAACAAACAAACCUAAGAUUAAUUGAAUUGAAGGAUGGAAGAAGAAGUGAAGGUCCACAGAAAUUCCACAGAGUGAUUUGGGCUCUACAACUCAAACGCAUUCCCUACCAGUUCAUUGAAGAGGAUUUGACCAACAACAGCAUUUUGCUCCUACGUUACAAUCCCCUCUACAAGAAGAUUUCGGGUGCUCGUCUAUCUACAAAUCCGCCGUCAUCCUCGAGUAUAUCGACGAUGCUUGGCCAAAAAAUCCUCUGUUGCCGUCGGAACCUUACGACAGCCACAACUCGUUUCUGGAUCAAAUUCAUUCAGGAUAAGGUUGGUCGACGGAUCCUUUUCUUGUCCUAAUGCUGCUCUUUUUAGGUCCCAAAUCACAAGAUUUUGAAGGAAUUUUUUGAUGUCAUCAAAAUUGAUAUUGAAAUGAUCAAAACGUGGUAGGAAUAAUACCAAAUAUGUAAUUCAAUAUUGAAAAAGUUUUAGAAGCAGGAAGUACUGAUAUUUAGGAGAAUUUUUACCGCGAGAGUGGAAGAGCGAGAGCGAGAGCGAGCAAGGAAAGAGAGUCUGGAAGUGCCGAGGACGAUCGAGGAGUGAAGCCUCGACGGUGGUGAGUUCUUCUGGGGAGAUGAGAUCGAUAUGAUUGAUUUGGUGUAUGAAUGGAUCGAGGUUUUUGAAGAAGUUAUGGACCUUGAAUUCCCUUGCCUCCAAGCUUGGAUGGAGGAUUUCAAUGCUGUCACAGUUAUUCGAGACCACAUUCCCAAUCACCAUCAAAUGGUCCUCCAUCUCCGCCGUUGCCGCCAACAACAACUGCUUCAAUCUGCCCUAAACUAGGAAAUGCUGCAAAUCGUAAAAGAGAAAGGCGUUGAUGAGUGAAAUUUUUUUGGCAGAGAGAAGAUUGCACGAUCGAAAUGGAAGCUCUAGCCUCUAACGAUUCGAGAGAAUCAUCCCAAUCAUGAUCAGAUGGUCAUCACUUUCAAGGUCUUGUGCGACUCUUGUAUUGUAUUCUGUGUCUGUAUCGUGUGAUAUGUAGAGUAUUGCUUCUAGUAAUUUAAAACCAAUACAAGAAGUCAACAACAAUCCAUAAAAAAAGUUAUAAUAAUUUAUAAAACCAAAUUUAUAAGUGAUAGAGAAGUAAGGUUCUCAUAGAAAUUGAAAUUGGAAAUUCAAGAUUUACCUCCAUUGAAGCAUGGAAGAAGAAGAAGAAGUGAAGCUCCAUGGGAGUUGGGCAAGUCCUUUCACCUACAGAGUGAUUUGGGCUUUGCAACUCAAACACAUACCCUAUCACUUCAUUCAAGAAGACAUGGCCAACAAAAGCCCUCUCCUCCUUCACUACAAUCCCGUCUACAAGAAGAUUCCGGUGCUCAUCCAUGCCGGAAACCCUAUCUGCGAAUCCGCUGUCAUCCUCGAGUACAUAAACGACACUUGGCCGGAAAAUCCUCUGCUGCCGUCCGAUCCUUUCGACAGAGCUACCGCUCGCUUCUGGAUCAAAUUCAUAGAGGAUAAGGUAAUUGUUUGCAUGUUCUGUUAGAUCCGAAGACGUUUUUAUGGAUUCUUUGAAUUUUGCAUAGGAAGCAACGAUGAGGAGGAUUUUUACAGCGGGAGAGGAAGAGAGAGAGGAGGCGAGGAGAGAAACACUAGAAGUUCUGAAGACGAUCGAAGAGCGGGGAAUCGGCGACCGGAAGUUCUUCGGAGGAGAGGAGAUUAAUAUGGUUGAUUUGGUGUAUGGAUGGAUGGCUGUGUGGAUAAAGGUUUUUGAAGAAGUUCUGGAUAUGAAGAUUAUGGACGGACUUGAGUUCCCUCGCCUCCAUGCUUGGGCGGAAAAUUUCAAAGCCGCCGCCGUGAUCAGAGAUCACAUUCCCGAUCACCAUCAAAUGGUGCUCCAUCUCCGCCGCCGCCGACAGGAACUGCUCCGAUCACCCUCAAACUAGUGGCCUCUGCCUUUUCGUUUUUCUACGUUGGCGAUCAAUACAAUCCUAUGUAUAUUUGGGUUUUAUAAUUAUUCGGAUAUCUGGAGUGAGGAUUGAACUUUUGGUUUUGAAUCGAUUUCUGGUAGUUAUAAUGUUUAGUUCUUGGUCACACAUUGUUCGGUCCUUUUAUUAAGAAAGAAAAAUCAAUCAUCCGCGACCUAUGAUUUCAAAUGAAAAGUCUCAACCAUGGUGAGACAUCACUCGUAUGUAUUCUAGGUGGUGGGGUGUAUGAGUAGGAUGUUUGUUGUUAUUAAUUUGUACAAACGGUCAAGUUUCAAGAUGUGAAUGAAAACUAAUAUUAUGCUAGCAUCAAAA